AUGCUCUAACUUAAAUGAAUGGAUAGGAUACAAUUGUCAAUCCAUACAAUUCAAUCCAAUCCAUUUAAAUUAAUUUAUUAAAUGAAUAGAUUAACUCACCUAUUUUGUCAUAUGUUCCAUCAGUAAAUAGACCGAAAAUAAUCCAUUCUUAUCUUCCGUAUUAACAGCCGCCAUGCCUUAUUUAUCUCGCCCUACAACCCAUUUUUAAACCCAACAACCACCAUAGCGGCUAUCCACCAAUCUCUCUCAUCAUUCUUUCUCUCUCCGCCAUCCAAACUUUCACAAACAUUAUCUCUCUCAUGGAUGAUUUUUUUGAGUGUUUCAUUCGAUGUCUAAAAUGUUCCAUCUCUCAAAGCCUGCAACAUUAGCAUAGUUUUUCUCUUUUUCUCUCUCCUCCUAUGCCCAACCACUGUUGGGUAUUUUCUCGCAAUACUUUGUGAGGUAUCAACAACAACGUUGUUGAUCCACACACAUACUCUCGGCAUUAACCAUAGUUGUGAUGGUCUGACAUCGUCAUCAUACUUUUUGCACUUGCUUUUGUCCUUUAGUUUUGGCCAUUUAAAAAAAAAAAUAAAAAAUAAAAUCAUGGUAUAUCAACCUCAAAUUCAGUAUCCAUAUGAGCAAUUCUUUGAAGAAAAGGAACAACCAAGCCCACUAAAAAAGGCAAUUCUCGUAGCUUCUAUUGCCGCGGGAGUACAAUACGGUUGGGCAUUGCAGCUCUCGCUUUUAACGCCCUACGUACAGCUACUCGGCGUCCCUCACAAAUGGGCUGCUUUUAUUUGGCUCUGCGGACCCGUCUCUGGCUUGCUUGUCCAACCCACCGUCGGCUAUUAUAGUGACCGCUGCACCUCCCGCUUUGGCCGCCGCCGCCCCUUCAUUGUCACUGGGGCAAUGCUGAUCGUCGCCGCUGUUGUCCUCAUUGGUUUCGCAGCAGAUAUUGGCAAGGUUCUGGGCGAUAGUCUUGAAAAAGGAAAGAAGCCUGCAUCAGUCACCAUCUUUGUGCUAGGAUUUUGGUUGCUCGACAUCGGAAACAACACGUUGCAAGGUCCUUGUCGAGCUUUCCUAGCCGAUAUCUCCGGUAACGACGAGGCCAUGCUGAGGAUCUCGAACGCCAUAUUCGCCUUCUUCAUGGCCAUCGGAAACCUAAUAGGCUACGGCCUCGGUUCUUACAGCAAUCUCUACAAAAUUUUUCCGUUCACAAAAACAGAAGCUUGUGAUGAGCAUUGCGCGAAUCUCAAAGCUUGUUUUCUUUUCUCUGUUUUCAUGCUGACAACAAUAACUGCGUUCGCUGUGACCUUAGUGGGGGAGAAACCACUCAUGGCCCCCACUGGAAGAGAGAACGUUGCGAUUGUGAUUAUAGGGGAUGGGGAUGAUGAAAGGGUAGUAGCAACAGGGUUUUUCGAGCAGAUCGUGUUGGCAUUGAAGAGCUUAUCGAAGCCGAUGUGGAUACUACUAUUCCUGACAAGCUUGAAUUGGGUCGGUUGGUUUCCGUUCUUGUUGUACGACACGGAUUGGAUGGGGAAAGAGGUGUACGGUGGGAGUGUGGAAGGGACUGCUGAAGAAAUAGAGUUGUACUAUGAGGGGGUUUCGACCGGGGCGUUAGGACUAGUGUGGUAUGUGUUGACACUUGGAAUUACAUCGUUGGCUAUUGAGCCUUUGGUGCAAGUUCUCGGCGGCGUGAAGCAGGUGUGGAGUCUCGGAAACUUUUUGCUGGCGGUUGGCAUGGCGAUGACGGUGGUGAUCACUAGCAUGGCUGACCAAGCAAGAAAUGUCGCCGCCGUCGCUGGCAAUGGAGGUAGCUUUGUGCUGCCACCAUCCGAAGUCAGGCGGGCUUCUUUAUGUCUCUUCGCCUUGUUGGGUAUCCCACAAGCGGUGACCUAUAGCCUUCCAUUUGCUCUAACUUCCAUAAUUUCCAAUUCAGUUGGCGCAGGUCAAGGCCUUGCUUUGGGCGUUCUAAAUCUUUCAAUUGUGAUACCACAGAUGUUGGUGGCUAUAGUGAGUGGACCAUUGGAUGCGUUAUUCGGAGGUGGCAACCUACCGGCCUUUGUGAUGGGGGGCAUUGCAGCUGUAGGAAGCGGGGUCUUCACCUUGACCUGGCUCCCAACUUAAAAAAUCUUGUCCAUUGUUCUAUAUUCUGUAUUGGGUUUUGUAAUAUGUUUAUAUGUUUGUAGCAAAAAUAGCAUUAAUGCAUGGGUUCGAAUGCCAAUCAAAUAGGCUAUUACGUGUUAACCUAGUUGGGAUUAGGAAGUUUUGCUUUGAUGCUUUUUUGCUCUUGCCUCUUUUAUUGAUAUUUGUGUAUCAUUUUGAUUUCAUCAAUAAAAGCCUUUCUUU
This is a messenger RNA of Camellia sinensis, 2331 nucleotides long. Its product is annotated as sucrose transport protein SUC8. Gene Ontology annotation, biological process: sucrose transport. The record is from RefSeq and is a predicted model, not a curated record. NCBI's taxonomy places the organism in Eukaryota, Viridiplantae, Streptophyta, Magnoliopsida, Ericales, Theaceae. Gene Ontology annotation, molecular function: sucrose:proton symporter activity. Gene Ontology annotation, cellular component: plasma membrane; vacuole.